Artibeus jamaicensis (Jamaican fruit-eating bat) is the source of this 5912-nucleotide messenger RNA. It is a transcript of the gene SLC35E2B, whose product is annotated as solute carrier family 35 member E2B. Gene Ontology annotation, cellular component: Golgi apparatus. Gene Ontology annotation, molecular function: antiporter activity. Bases 1425 to 2636 code for a protein of 403 amino acids. The transcript is spliced from 11 exons. Lineage: Eukaryota; Metazoa; Chordata; Mammalia; Chiroptera; Phyllostomidae. The record is from RefSeq and is a predicted model, not a curated record.
CAGAACGCCCUGCAAUUUAAAACAUGAAUUGCUUAUUUCUUAUAUUCCCUUUCAAUAUUUCCUGGCCGUGGACGACCUCGGGUAAAUGAGAGCGUGACAAGUGAAACCACGGAUAAUGGGGACACGACCGUAGGCCUCGUUUGGCUGGACUGGCUUUCCCCUGAAACCAAAACUCAACGACAGCCCCUUAGGCUUAGAAGCACAUGCCGCUGUCUACUGGCUGGACCCCAGCUGAUUGGUGAUACCGUCCGGGCCGUGACAAUGGGCUGCGGUAGAGUCGCGGUCGUCCGCUCAGCUCCCCAGAACCCUGACUCCAUUGGGCAUUAGGGGGAAAUCUAAACUACUAAGAAGGUCCCAGGGAGCGGAAACGGACGCGCAGCAGCUUCCUGUACGUCACUUCCUGGCAGGCCAAGCACUUCCGCCCGCGGUGGGCCCCGCCCUCUCAGGCCGGCGCAGAGUAGGGCGGAGGGACGUUGCCCGCCCUUCGAUGAGGCGCUGCGCGCCGGGCCUCGCCGCCCUCCUCCCACGGAACUGGCCGCCCGAGGCUCCGCUCGGGUCGGGGGUUCUGCUCGGGGCCUUCUCCGCAUCCGCGAUAGGCCCUCCCGCCCCGUAAGUCCCGCGGAACCCCGCCCAGGCAAGCCUCAGCCGGCGCGUUGCUCCCUGAGCUCCCGGCGUCCACACCUUAAAUGCCGCGCGCCCUUAAGUCCCCGACGUGGGGCCCGGGCGACCGCAGUCAGACAUGCGCUGCGCCAGCCGAGUGACGAGUUCCUCGCGGGCCACGCCCCCCACGGCCCUCCCCGGAGGCUGACGGGCCGCCUCCCAGCCUGGCUAGCAGGGCCAGGAGAGUCCGAGGGCCCGAGUGGGCUCUUCGUGCGCGACAGCGAGCGGCCCGGCCUCCAUCGAUGUCCGCAGAACAGUUCCCGGCACCCACGAUGAGCAAGGAGACCCCGCACUGGCUGUCAUUGCGCAGCCUCUCCGCCGCUCCCUUCAGUGGCAAGUGUGCCCGCCAGCCCUGCACCUUGGUGCACGCCGCGCCUGCCGGGGCCGUGUGGUGCCAGGCAGCACGUCAGUGCAGUGAGGACAUCACAGGCUCGCUUCUUGUGAUGUCACUUCUCAGUGGACCCAGUUUCCUCUGCGCCCUGCAGGUGGACACUCUUCUGAGGACGGGCCCUGGCAGGAGACAGCCGUUCUGAGCCUUCAGUGUGACCUCAGAAGUACGUGGACGCAAGACGGAAACUGUGUGGAUUUUGUGGCUCCUGUCCCCUCCGCUGCCCAGGAAGAGCCGUCGCCUUGGCUGGACGUGGAGGCCAGCUGUGCUCCCGCUUUCUGCUGGUGGCUUGCUGACAGCUGGCGGCCAGGCCCAGCCUCCAUCCUUCCACCUGAGGUCACCCGGCCAGAGAUAAGGCCGCGCCUGCUGGGUCACCAUGGCGGCACCUGCAAAACCCCCGGCAGAGGCGGCCUCGGGCCCGGAGGAGAAGCCCCGUGGAAAGCCGCCCCUCGGCUGGGGCUCCCUGUUCGGCCACAGGAGUGAGAAGAUCAUUUCUGCCAAGAGCGACAGCACUCCGGAGGAGGGCGUGCUCGCUGUCACCAUCACCGAGACCACAGUCAUCGAGGCGGACCUGGGCGUGUGGAGCUCUCGGGCUCUGCUCUACCUCACGCUCUGGUUCUUCCUCAGCUUCUGCACCCUCUUCCUCAACAAGUACAUCCUGUCCCUGCUGGAGGGCGAGCCCGGCAUGCUGGGCGCAGUGCAGAUGCUGUCCACCACCUGCAUCGGGGGCUUGAAGACGUUCGUGCCGUGCUGCCUGCACCAGCACAAGGCCCGGCUCUCCUACCCACCCCACUUCGCCAUGACCAUGCUGUUCGUGGGCCUCAUGAGGUUCGCCACAGUGGUCCUGGGCCUGGUCAGCCUGAAGAACGUGGCAGUGUCGUUUGCUGAGACAGUGAAGAGCUCCGCCCCCAUCUUCACUGUCAUCAUGUCGCGGAUGAUCCUGGGAGAAUACACGGGGCUGCUGGUCAACCUGUCCCUCGUCCCCGUCAUGGGCGGCCUGGCGCUGUGCACGGCCACAGAGAUGAGCUUCAAUGUCCUGGGGUUCUCGGCAGCGUUGUCCACCAACAUCAUGGACUGUUUGCAAAAUGUUUUCUCAAAAAAGCUGCUCAGUGGGGACAAGUACAGGUUCUCGGCCACCGAACUGCAGUUCUACACAAGCGCCGCGGCCAUGGCCAUGCUGGUACCUGCCUGGGUCUUCUUCAUGGACUUGCCAGUGAUGGGCAGGAGCGGGAAGAGCUUCCGUUACACGCAGGACGCGCUGCUGCUGUUGCUGCUGGACGGCGUGCUGUUCCACCUGCAGAGCGUCUCCGCCUACGCCCUCAUGGGCAGGGUCUCCCCGGUGACCUUCAGUGUCGCCAGCACCGUGAAGCACGCCCUGUCCAUCUGGCUCAGUAUUAUAGUUUUCGGCAACAGAGUCACCAGCCUGUCCGCUGUGGGCACCGUCCUGGUGACAGCUGGCGUCCUGCUCUACAACAAGGCCAAGCAGCGCCAGCGGGACACCAUGCAGAACCUUGCGCCGCCUGCCAGCCAGGCGCCCAGCGACGGCGUGGAGCCGCAGAUUCCCAAGGACCCCAGGCCACAGCACUGAGCUCUGGAGCCGCAGCAGGUGCCGGGACGGGCCCUGCGCGCUCUGUCCUAGCUGACGCAGUCCCCUCCCCCUGCCGCCUGUCCCCUGCCCCCUCUGUGGGUCAGCUGGGUGGGGAAAAGGCAUGCGCAGCACUAACUGCCCCUUUCUGGGGUCUCCAGUCAAAACCAGCGGGACCUUGCAGGGUGCCCAGACGUUGGUCCCCUGUGGGGAGACCAGAGCCAGCUGCCACUGAGCCAUUGCUGCACGAUGUGAAGAGUGCCUCCCACGGGCCCACACUGCAUGCAGGGCGGGGGAGACCGCCAGCCUCACUGCAGUCAGGCCGGGCUCGGACUCUUCUGUGGGUGACAGCCCCGGGGACACCUGUGAAGCCAGAGCUGGUCCAGGUGCCUGCUCAGUACUGGUGGGUGAACUUAUCUGCUCCAGGCCAACCAUCAAGGCCCACCCAAGGUGUGACCUGCUCCUUGGUCCUCUGGGGAGACCUUUGUGCCCAAAGAGAGGGCUGGGGCACCCCGGGCCUUGGCAAAGAGGCCAUGGAGCCUGGCAGGGUGGGGAGGGGACUCAUAGGGCAGAAACAAGGAUUCCCCUCUGCUGAGGGCCGGGUGUGGGGCCCUGCCUCCCUGCCUCCCUGCCCUGGAGCUGCCUGCACCUGGCACCACUUAGGGAGAAGUGACUCCAGGGAGGGAGGCCCCCCCACCCCCACCCCCACCCCGCAGCCUGCUGGGCCCUCAUGCACCGAGGACUGCCACCUGCUGUGCUGAGCUCAGGCAAGGGAGAUGCAGGUGGUCCCUGUGGUUCUGGCCCAGGCUGCUCUGCAGGGUCCCUGCGGGCAUCCCUGUCCUCUCCCAGCUCGUCCCUCCUAAAGGGAUGCGCCGGGGGGAGGAGUGGGAAAGAGUGUGUGGGGUGUUUACAGUUCUCAUGACACUGUUUGAAACGGCAGUGCAGUUUCUUCACAGGGAGAUGCAGGCACACGUGGUUUUGGGGGGCCAGGUAACCCACUUUGAGCUGCUGCCUGGCUCAACCUGGCUGUGCCCCAAAAUGAACAGAUGACCAUGUGGUGUUUGUGCCAGAGUCGGGCUGAGAUCCCCAUCCUGGAGGGACUUCUGUGGGGGCCUGUCACCGGCCAGUCUUCGGGGGCCUCUCCUUUGCUCCUUUGGCCAGGGCGGUCCUAAGCCCUGGGGCUGGUCAGAGGCAGCCCUGCUCGGGGAGCAGGUCUGGCCCCUGGGGACCUGGAGCUCGCCUGCGGGACUGACAGAAGUAACUGACAGCAAGGACCUGAGGCCCUAGCUGCUGUCCCAUCUCCGCCCUGCUGCUCAGGCCUAGGCCUCCACAGCCGCAUCACUGGUUUCCUUGUUGGUGUGUCGACUGGAAAAUGCAGAAACUGCCUCUUCAGGACACCAGGCCUCUUGGAAACAAAGAGCAAUAAUUACGUCUCCUCGAGCUCUGCCUGCUUGACAAGUCUGCCACAAUGAUGAACUAAAAUGAGGCCUUUUAAACAACAAUAAGCUUUUAAAAGGCUGCCCUGUGGCCAGAGGACAGGCAGGUGUGGGGUCACCUGCUGACAACCUCCCUUUCACACUGAGGGCGUUUCUUUGGACUCCCUCAGGCUUCUGGUCCCUUUCCGCCUCUUCUUCCCCCAAAACAAAACUGCGAAACUAAGGGGGAUUCAUCAGAGGUGGCCAGGGAGGUGGGAUGUCCUGUUGAUCUGUGAGGACCAGAGAAAGCCGCUCUCUGGGGCCCCUGUCUGCGCCCUCGGGAAUGGAGCUGAACGAAGCAGGGAGCCCGUCUGUGGCCCUUGGGGCAGGACUUCCACGUGGGCCUCCUUGGACUUUGUCACCCAAGUGCAAAGUGACACACCCGCCUGUUUCUGAGUGUCCUCAGGGAGUUCCGGGGCCCACCCAUGAUGUGCCGGCCCUCCACUCUUACUGUUGGCAUUCAGCUGGUUUCGAUUUUCCAAGUUUUUGGACCAGAAGUGAAAUGAAGAUUUUCCUAAAUUGUUAGGCAAUUUCCCCGCAAGCUGCUUUUGACACUCCUUGUCCCAAGCUGCGGCUGGCACAGCCCUUGCCCGGGGCUCACAUUCCUUCCAUCAGCCUUGUCUGCACCCCGGAGUCUCCCACUUCUCGGGCAUUCCUAGACAGUUCUGUGCGGAGGGUCACGGCCUGGCCUUGUGCUUAAUGACCGUCCAAACAGCACUUCAUUAGCUUUGUGUGGUUUCUACAGUGUGUUCUUCCCGCCAAACUGUCUCAGGUGCGUGUGCACCAGCAUUGAAGCCGCGUGUCGUCACCUCCCUGGUCACUGUGUCUGUGGCUGUCUGUGCCUUUAUACACAAACACUUGCACCGAGGUCGAGUCAGGCCACCUGCUCACGCCCACUGACACGUAGACGCCUGCAGGUCGCUGGUUUUCAACCAUCCACUACUGAUGGCACAGGAGGCUGCUCACCUCGGAACCCAGCAGUCCACAUCUGCAUCUCAGCAUGAAAGCUGUCUGCCUCGGAGAGCUGAGAACGCCCUUGCCCAACCAAAAAUGUGGCUUUAAUUUGAGGAAAAAUAAACAUGGUGAGCAGAAAAAACCGUGCUGCACAAAGAAUGUCAGCCACAUGGCGGUGCCCAAAUACUUUUCCCCAACCCCAUGGGUUUGCUUCCUGCUGUGGCACACUCCCGUGGAUGGCUGCUCAGAGGGGCCAGUUCAGGGGACAGACACGCACGGGGCUCCUUCCACCUGUCCCAGCGAUGUGCUUCCUCGGGCCUGGACGUCUUUUCACUGUUUCUCUGGGUGGGAAACAUUAAGGAUGUCACAGUUAGAAGUCCUUUCCUGCUUCUCCCUUUGACAGAUUUCAUAUUAAGGGCUUUAUUGUUUCCCCAAGUAUCUACAUGCCCUGGUGGGGGCCUCUGAAUUUUCUUAGUUUAUAAGUAAGAAAGUCCUAGCCUCUCAAUGUAUCUGCCUGUUUCUCUCAGUGCUGGGUGAGCCAAGAGCAGACGGGGUCAGCAGCUUGCCUGGCAGCCAAGGCAUAAAACUGCCAACCUCGCUGGCUCGGAUUCUGAGUGAUGGCCGUGGGGCCCAUGCCCAGAUAUCCAGACUGGGUUAGAAGUUGUUCUAACUGGCAAAGUCUUAUUUAUCUGGGUGCCCCCCCCCCCGUUUUUAUUUGGGGAAAGCUGGCACAGCUGGUCUGCCGUUUCUAGAGUGCUGACUGCAGUCUGAGCUGCAGGGAACCUGCCAGUUGAGGGAGCCAGUCAGGGCUUUCCCACCCUGGGAAACACGAGGGUCCUGUCAAUAACCU